This is a messenger RNA of Corticium candelabrum, 1250 nucleotides long. RefSeq names its product collagen triple helix repeat-containing protein 1-like. The transcript is spliced from 3 exons. Gene Ontology annotation, cellular component: extracellular matrix. Bases 286 to 1101 code for a protein of 271 amino acids. The record is from RefSeq and is a predicted model, not a curated record. NCBI's taxonomy places the organism in Eukaryota, Metazoa, Porifera, Homoscleromorpha, Homosclerophorida, Plakinidae.
UGCAAUUAGAAUGUUUGCACAGAAGACCAGAGAAGACUGUGGUUUCUAUGACAAUAGAGACACAAGCUGUUUGGUAGCAAGUUGAUAAGGAAAGAGCUGGCUGAGGGAAAGUGUUUGAGACCAUGUUUGGUAGGCAAUCCGUAAAGACAUCAGAUUUUAUGGAAAUGUCUUGUGUUGCCAACUAUAGCUAUAUCUGCUAGUCGGAUGUGAGGGUGUGUGAGGAGGAGUAUAUAAGAGUAAGCUCACCAGCUCACUUCAUCAGUAUCGAGGAUAUCGGUCAUCAUCAUGUUUUCAUCUUUUGUGACAGUUCUUGUGCUCAUUCAAGUCAUUGCUACUUCUGCUGGUCAAAGUGUGUCAGAUGAGAGAAAUCAGCAGACAUGUGUGUCUGCUGGUGUACCUGGAGUACCUGGAUCACCUGGAGUUAAUGGAUCACCUGGACGAGAUGGAAUGAAAGGAGAAAAGGGAAUGAACGGAGAGAAAGGAUUAGUUGGAGAUGCUGGUGCACAAGGAAUAAAAGGAGAAGAAGGAAUAAAGGGAGAAAGAGGAUUAGUUGGACUACCAGGAGAUGUCGGUGGUAAAGGUAAUGCUGGGAAGAUAGGUCCACAAGGUUCACAAGGUCCACAAGGUCCACGAGGGAUAAAAGGAGAAACAGGAAGGAAAGAAGAGAAAGGAGAAGCUAUGACACUCAACUGGAAACAGUGUGUGUGGAAUAGAGAGGAUGGGAAGGACAGCGGUCUGAUUCAGAACUGUAAUUUUAGGAAACAUGACAGCAAUUCAGCUCUACAUGUUGCAUAUGCAGGAACUCUCAGGGUUCAAUGCUCCAGUGGUUAUUGCUGUUCUCGAUGGUAUUUUACAUUCAACGGUAACGAGUGCAGUGGACCUAUGACUAUUGAGGGAGUUGUGUAUAGUAUACUAAAUGAUAAUCCUCACCGUCACAGACAGAUUGAGGGAUACUGUGAGAACAUUCCAGCAGGUCAAGUCACAAUUGGAUUCAACAUUGGAAACUGUAACAAAUGGAGAUCAACAACGUAUGAUGGCUAUACAGGAUUUCAUUCACCAUCUCGCAUUAUGAUUGCAGAAGUUCCUCCAUCACAAAAGUGACUGAAUUAGAGAGAAAUUAGAACUUGUGUUCAGUAUAGUUUGCAGUACGUACAGUACGAGGUAGCUAGUGUAGAAGGAUGGAUGGUGUGUGUGCAUGUCUCUCUUUACCGUAUGUGAGUGUUUGUAUGAUUAAUUCAACAUGUAGCUGC